AUGCUGGCCAUUGCUUCAAAGGCCCGAAAGGAGAAGCCCGCUGGGCAGCGUUUGAGAAGGGAGAGCCAACUUUAUCAUGACAAGGGUCGGUUUGAAGUCCUCGCUGCCUCUGCGAAAGGCGUUCUCACCCCUGAGCCUGGUAAACACUCUUUUACAGCAUUCCUACUUCGCGAGCUCCGUGGGCGCAUCGAGGAAGGCGUAACGGUCCGCGAUCUUGCUGGUAUACUUUCAGAGAAUGACAAAAUUACGGCCACGCCAUAUUACGUAGAUCUUGCACGCACAAAAGCUACGAGCACUCCAAUCAAGAAGCUCAAGGUUACCCUGGACCCACGCUUUAUGAGAAAACCUUCUGGAUACCUCAUGUUCCGUGUCUCCCUGACAGACGACUUGACGGGCCGUCAAAUUGCAGAUUGGCUCAAAACCGCACCUCCAGAAUCUGUCACGGCAGUGAACAUCGAAGCAGUUGUAACGAAAGCUCGCAGAUUGCAGAAAAAUCUCAGUAGUGAGGCAUUCCCUCCGGGAUCCUUACUCAGUAAACUGCCGUUGCAUGAACAACAACUGAUCCUGAGGGAAUUGCAAAGCCUGAACACGACUAUGUCCGCUACUGCAGGCCUUGAACAGGAUCAGUUGAUGCAAGCAGAUAAGCAAUCAAUCAGCGAUGACUUGCAGCCAAUGAAAUACCGCGUCUUAGCUCCCAGAGAUGAUGUGCAGGAACCUGUACCCUCGAACCUGGAAGGCAAGGAUGUAGGAAAAAUGGAUCCAUCAAUCGCGGAUUCCGCCGGAACAACUGAAGCCGCUUCUCUGCGGUCGCUUCUUAUUCGUGAGAAAGCAAUUACAAAAAGCUUGGAGCUGGACAUCCAUAGUAUCCGGGAUAUCGACAGCUCAAAACGCUUUGGCACCGGCCUUCUCAACGAUCGCCAGGUCCUCACAGAAUUCUUUGAUUUUGCUGAGGAUCCAGAGACGGGCAACCCCUACGAUGAAACAGUCCAGCAGUUAAUAAAUUUGACUGCCGUCCUCUGUCACUCCAAAGGGCCAAGAUACCACAUUCUGCCUUGCGUUGGCUACGUUCAUGACAAAUUGACCCACACGUUCGGCCUCGUGUUCGAGCCACCACUCCUUUCCAACUUAGAAAAAGGACCAACGACGCUCCACCAAAUGUUCGAUUUGGAGCCAUUUGUACCACUCGGUCACCGGUUUCGGCUCGCUCACGCGCUUUCAGUAGCGCUUGAGAGCUUUCAUCGCAUUGAGUGGGUUCACAAAGAGAUUCGAAGUGAUAACCUCGCUUUCAUGCCGCUAGCGACUGCUUCUGACUCAGGAAUACCGGGGUCUCAAGCCUUAGCAGGAGAUGUUGAUCUUGCAGCACCCUGGCUAUUCGGUUUCGAGUAUGCCCGAGCUGAGGCGGCCGGAACACUAAGAGAUGAGGAUCACAACAUUGACAACAAUCUCUACCGCCAUCCUGAUCUCUGGGGUAAGCCGCAGGUUGAUUUCACAAAGGCUCAUGAUAUUUAUUCUCUGGGUAUCAUUCUGUACGAGAUCGCUGUUUGGGAGAAUAUCAAGGCCACAUUGAAGUUCCAAGAUCGUCAGCGCAUUUCCUCGUAUUUUAUCCGCGCCAUGGAGAUUAUGCCAACUUUGGACAAUAUCAACAUCCCUAUGGUAGUCAUGUUGACCACUUCCAUACUAUUUCUUGUUCUAUUACAAGUAUUCUCUCGCCAUCGUGGUGAAGCCCUGGAGGUUACUCAGCUCUUUGUCUAUCCCGUCAAAGGUCUGCGUGGAUGCUCUUUGCAAAACGCCCCGACUGGCCCGUAUGGCUUACUCGGUGACCGAGUAUUCUGCUUGCAAAGGGUAUAUCGCGACAAGAACGAUCCAUCCAAGAAACGGCACGAGACCAUGUUUAUCGGUUACAAUUUGGAGCUGGCCCUCUUCUCAGUUACCCUUAAUUUCGGUGGAAAUGGCCACGAUUUGGCGAAGAGCGAAGUCGUUGUGACUUGGAACGGCCUCAAUACCGACAUCGAUUUAGCAAAGGAUGUCCACGCUCAGGACAUGGCUCGGUUUCCGCUGAAGCCCAGUAUCGAAGGCCGAGAUGAAUUCGAAGUCAGCCUCCACAAAAGCCCAACCAAAGCAUACGACAUGGGAGAUGAUAUCUCCAGCUGGUUCACAGAGCGGCUCGCUUUCAAUGAUAUUGCGCAUUACCUUGUCGUCACCGAAGAGUCGAAUGACGAUGUCACCACGCGAUUGGAAGACGAUUGUAAAAUGGACAUUAGAAAAUUUCGACCGAACAUUGUUGUGAAGGGAGCAUCAGGUCCGUUCGUUGAAGAUUUUUGGGGCGAGCUUACAUUCGAGAGCGGCAUUCUGAUGCCCUUGACUGCCAACUGCUAUCGUUGCCAGAGUAUCACAGUCGACUACAACACAGGCAAGACUGCAGCAGAUGACCGAGGUACUGUUUGGAAGAAACUGAACAAGUACCGAAGAGUGGACCAAGGCGCAAAGUACAGCCCCGUAUUUGGACGCUACGGUUACUGCUUUGGUUCCUCACCAAAGGACAACUUUCGAUUGGCCCAGCUUAGCAAGCUUCGGUGUUAG
Messenger RNA from Lasiodiplodia theobromae, 2580 nucleotides. Its product is annotated as MOSC domain-containing protein. Gene Ontology annotation, molecular function: molybdenum ion binding; catalytic activity; pyridoxal phosphate binding. The record is from RefSeq and is a predicted model, not a curated record. The transcript is spliced from 10 exons. Lineage: Eukaryota; Fungi; Ascomycota; Dothideomycetes; Botryosphaeriales; Botryosphaeriaceae. The coding region runs from base 1 to 2580 and encodes 859 amino acids.